UGUAAUUCCACUUGCAAAAUGUCGCGUGGAUUCAAUGCAGCAAGUUCGCCUGCCACAGGCUGCGGCGUAAACCUCUUUUCUUUAUACCUCUUUUCAUCGCUCUCUAUACCCUGUCAAAAUGAGAGGAGAAUACUGCGUUGGAGGAGCUUCCUUUCUUUCGUUCGUUGCACUUCUGCUAUUAAUCUUUGUCCAUGUUGGACAAAUCAAUACCUCAGUUGUUCCUCAUGGAAUUGCAAUGGCAAAAGUCAACACUUCAGGGUUCGGUCAAGCACUGAACGCAUCCUUCGGUGAUCCGAUUCAGGGCCUAUAUACCGAUAAUUAUACCUCGCCCCUCGGUGAGCGGAACGGGUUGAGACAACUCUAUGAGUUCGGUCUCUAUUCCUAUUGCGCAUUCGUUAACAGCUCUGCCGGAACAUGCACCAAUCACACCAUUGCAGACAGCUUCGAGCCCUAUAUUGCGAUGACGUCCGAUAUGUUCCAAAACUACACGCAAUACUCUGACGCAAUGUUUGUAAACACGACUUUGAUGAACUCGAGCUACCUGGGUUACAAUGCUCGCGUUGCAUACUACUUUAUCCUCUUGGGGACCAUAUUUGCAACCAUCGCAUUGUUCACCGGUGUAGCAAGAAGGGCACUCUUAUUCUUUAUUUCAACAGCUUCAUCGAUCACGGCUGCGCUGUUCAUUCUCAUCGGCGCUGCCAUCUGGACAUCAAUCGUCAAAAAAUGCGAGGCUGUCAAUACCCUGCAGUUGCAUGUCUCAAAUGGCACCGUUCUAUCAGGCAUAGUGGUGUCUUAUGGGAAUGGAAUAUAUCUUGCAUGGGCAGCCUUUGCCUGUUUGGCCGCAUCGACAGUGCCAUACAUGGUUAGCUGCUGCACAUUCCGAGGAUGAGUGUUCGAUGUUAGCCAUCACCCUCACUUCAGUCAUGGACUUUUAUGAUGAGCAAUAACUAUCACGAUCAGCGAUGCGACUCUCCGCAUGAGACUGAUCAACGAGGACAUUUAGAAGUAUACCACUAUCUAUCACGAUUCAUUUUAUGGUGAAAUGAAAAUGCCGGAAGUUCUUCCUAUGUUUCGAGUGAUAUCUAUUCAAAACAAAAGCGAAUCACUUCUAGAUACAUUUCACCUUCACUGGAGAAGUUGCCUAUUCAUACAUGUUGCAUACAAAAUUUUGGCGAUAUUGGAACUUUUUGACCGAGGAUCAAUACCGG
Molecule: messenger RNA, 1208 nt
Organism: Suillus paluster
Lineage: Eukaryota; Fungi; Basidiomycota; Agaricomycetes; Boletales; Suillaceae
Exons: 7
Coding region: 119-889 (256 amino acids)
Biological process (GO): fungal-type cell wall organization
Cellular component (GO): plasma membrane; cell cortex of cell tip
Source: RefSeq, a predicted model, not a curated record